Messenger RNA from Hyposmocoma kahamanoa, 561 nucleotides. RefSeq lists its product as uncharacterized. The transcript has 7 exons. The annotation marks the transcript as partial. NCBI's taxonomy places the organism in Eukaryota, Metazoa, Arthropoda, Insecta, Lepidoptera, Cosmopterigidae. The record is from RefSeq and is a predicted model, not a curated record.
AAGGUGCCAUGGAAAUCUAUGCUGUGACAACUGGAUACAGAGAUAUCUUCGUAAUCAUUGAGAAGAUCCUGAGGUACACGCGUACAACGGAAGACGUUAUCGUCUUCCUGGAGACGAUAAUGAAAUCUACAAACUCAUCGAACAUCAGGGUUGCUACCAACAAACUUAAGAAGUUGACCAAUCAGAAGGGACUAUUCGAGGCAAUCGAGGUGAUCUAUUCAAUAGUUCGUAUAGAUGUCAUUACCUUCUUCGAAGCUAUCAUUACCCUCAGCAAGCGAUUCCGUUUUGACGAAGUCAUUACUAUCUUCGAAGACUACACCGAGGCAAAAGAUUUCAUUGAGUCUUUAAGAAGAUUACGAGCAUACACUGGAGAAGAAGAUAUCCUAAAAGCAAUCGAACACAUAAAACAAAACAAACCCAAGAAGAUUACAAUGACUACAACAACCACUACAACCACUCAGAAACCUCUGACUGCGAUCGAGAGGCGGUUGAUGAGGAUCACAGGUUGCCAUGAUAUGGAACAGGUCCAGGAGGUGUUUAAGAAAGUUUUUGGUUCAAGUG